Molecule: messenger RNA, 727 nt
Organism: Rubroshorea leprosula
Lineage: Eukaryota; Viridiplantae; Streptophyta; Magnoliopsida; Malvales; Dipterocarpaceae
Source: the annotation of a GenBank genome assembly
CUUCCACCAAAGAAAAAGAGUGGAUAAAAGCCACUUUCAUGGCUACUUCUUCAAUAGAAGCAAACAGCCAUGGCCUCAAUCUCAUGUACCACUCACAUAUCCUUCCCCUCAAAACCCACAUAUUCUCUUCCUCCUUCCCCUAAAUUGAGUUCACAGUUCCUUGGAACCAGAACCAGUCUCCGACGGAUUGGUCCCUCCAGAAUCGGACCCUCCAACGGUUCAAGAACAAAAUGCUGGUUCAGGUUUGGGAAAAAUGCGGUUGAUGCUGAAGGUGCUGGCAUUUAUGGUAGCCAAUCAAGGGAUGACUUUGACAGAGAUGAUGUUGAGCAGUAUUUUAACUACAUGGGGAUGCUUGCGGUUGAGGGUUCCUACGAUAAGAUGGAGGCUCUAUUGAACCAGAACAUCCACCCUGUAGAUAUCCUCUUGAUUCUUGCUGCCUCUGAAGGCGACAAGGCAAAAAUUGAAGAGCUGUUGAGAGCCGGAGCUACUUUCGAUGUCAAGGAUGCAGAUGGAAAUACUGCAAUUGAUAGAGCUGCCAAUAAGGAAAUCAAAGAUUUCAUACUCAGUUUUUCAACACAGAAAGCAUGAGCUUGAUCGAGAACAAGAAUGAUUUUGUACACUGUUCUAAUGGUUAUGUAAUGAUUGUUAGGAAUUAUUGUUAGACACUCAAACUAUCACAUCAACAAGUAACCAACAAGAGUUUGGUAAAUGAAUGACUUGUUAAUUC